CUCCCUCUCUCUCUCUCUCUCUCUCUGGCCUCCAUUAACAUCGCAGUAGCUGAGCACACGAAAUGUCCCCAAAUCAUCCUCUCCAAGGCUUCUUCUUCUUCGCCUUAGUCUUCUUCUUCCUUCAGUCAGCAGCUCUGUCUGCUCCGGCAGGAAUGCCGGAACCAGACCCAGCUCUGAUCCAACCAUUCUUCCCAACCCCAUCUCAUCCAGCCACGAUCCCAGCCUUUCCCGAACAAUCCAACCUCCAAGGCUGCCCUCUCGACCUCCCCGACGAGCUCUUCCACGACCUCAACCACGCUUGCGGUGUUUCCAAUGGAAAUAAACCAAAUGCACACACAGGGCUGAAACGAAGCCGUUGCUGCCCUGUGCUGGCCGCUUGGCUCUACUCUGCAUACUCAGCCACGGCGAUUCGAAGGGCAGGCAAGAACAGGAUGAACACCCAACCUUACAACCUGCCCGUACUGCCAGAUGAUUCGGAAACCUGUGUGGGUAACCUGGAGAACGCGUUGCAGGAGAAGGGAAUCCAACUGCUUAAGCCCAACGAGACUUGUGACCUCGUUUAUUGCUAUUGUGGUAUAAGGCUCCAACCCUUGAGCUGUCCUGAUGCGUUCUCGGUGUCCAAAGAGGGGAAACUUUUUGGUGGUGAGAAUGUGAAUCGCCUUGAGAAGGAUUGCUUGAGCAGCAACAAGGGCUUAUCGAGUCUCGCUGGUUGUUCCAAUUGCUUGAACUCACUCUACCAGCUAAACGAAGAGAAGAGUGUAAAUUCCAGCGAAGCGGACAGGAAGAGCAAGAUGCAUCACAAGGACUGUGAGAUUAUGGGUCUGACGUGGCUGCUCGCCAAGAAUCGAACGGCUUACAUCCCAACAGUGACUGUGGUCCUUCGAGCUCUCAUGAUGAGCACCGACGGCUCUGAUCCUAAGUCUUGCAGUCUGAACAGAGAUGGGAUGCCGUUGGCCGUUGAUUCUGCUGAGUUGGAUAAUCAGUCUUCCUCCAUCACACAUCUCUCUCCUGUCCGGUUCACCAUUGCAUUGGCGUCAUUUUCUUUGGUUUUUCUCUCUCCCUUCUUAUUCAUGCAGUUUUAGGUUUUAGUAGCUCUAGCAUUUGGUUGUGUAAUUGCAAGGGAUUAGAGUAUUCAGGAAAGAAAAAGAAAAGAAUUGUUCAAUACCAUUUUUCUUUGUCAUUUUACUGAUC
Messenger RNA from Telopea speciosissima, 1191 nucleotides. RefSeq lists its product as uncharacterized. The coding region runs from base 63 to 1082 and encodes 339 amino acids. Lineage: Eukaryota; Viridiplantae; Streptophyta; Magnoliopsida; Proteales; Proteaceae. The transcript is spliced from 4 exons. The record is from RefSeq and is a predicted model, not a curated record.